Bufo bufo (common toad) is the source of this 2253-nucleotide messenger RNA. RefSeq names its product N-acetylglucosamine-1-phosphodiester alpha-N-acetylglucosaminidase (gene NAGPA). NCBI's taxonomy places the organism in Eukaryota, Metazoa, Chordata, Amphibia, Anura, Bufonidae. The record is from RefSeq and is a predicted model, not a curated record. The transcript is spliced from 10 exons. Bases 12 to 1706 code for a protein of 564 amino acids.
GAGUGUCUAACAUGUCGGCGCCCAGGAGUAGAGGAGAGCGGCUUCUCCUGGCACUGCACGGGCUCAGCCCCCGGUACCGGCCAUGGGGCGGGCGGACGCUGCGGAUCGCGCUCUUUGUGCAUUGCUGGCUCCACGUUAGCGCCAGGACCUCCAUGGUUGAUGAUUUGCUGCUGCCCUAUGACGUCUCUGCUAAGCAUGGUCCAAGCCGCAGCCAUCGUGAGACCAGAAGCUGCCUCCCUCUUUCUCAUGGAAAUACGACCCAUGAAAUGUGGCCCAGUAAUAAUGGCACCGUGCACCCUGCGGCCACGACUAGAACGUUUAUAUCGGUCCUUACCGAUGGCGUGACAAAGACUGUCUCCGGCCAUAUCACUUUUAUAAAUAACCCUUUGAGGACUAUGUCCGUGCUGGAGCCUGGGGAGCCUGGGAGUUGUAGUAGACGCCUUACAGCAACCGUGGAAGAAACUGUGAAAUAUGGGAAUUGCAUCGUAGCCCAAAAUGGAGGAUUUUUUGAUACUAACACUGGGCAAUGUCUGGGGAAUGUUGUGAGUAAUGGCAGAUUGGUGCAGAAUUCUGGAGGGGUCCAGAAUGCACAGUUUGGCAUCAAGGCGGAUGGUACCAUGGUUUUUGGAUAUCUAUCCGAGGAGGAGGUGCUGAGCCGGGAGAACCCCUUUGUGCAGCUGGUGAGCGGGGUCGUGUGGCUGCUGCGCAAUGGUGAAGUCUACAUUGAACAGAGCAAGACUGUAGAAUGUGACAAGACCCAGAAUACUGGUACUUUUGAUUAUUUUGAGAAUGUGACCUCCGCCAGGACAGCUAUUGGUCAUGACAAGGACGGCCGACUUAUUCUAUUCCAUGUGGAUGGGCAGACUGGAAACAGAGGCAUGAACCUGUGGGAGGUCGCUGAAUUUCUAAAGAAGCAAAGAGUUGUUAAUGCCAUAAAUCUGGACGGUGGAGGAUCUGCUACUCUGGUUAUUAAUGGGACACUUGCCAGCUAUCCAUCCGAUCAUUGUCAGUUUGAUGCAAUGUGGCGUUGCCCGCGGAGCGUGUCUACGAUUGUGUGUGUCCAUGAACCCUCAUGUGAUCCCUCAGACUGUGGAGGACACGGACAGUGUAUUGCAGGAGAGUGUCAUUGUAGAGACUAUUGGACAGGGAGUUCUUGUGAAGUUCUAAGCUGUGGAUCAUCAAACUGCAGUUCUCAAGGGACCUGCACCCCAGGUGGAUGUGUUUGUGACUCUGGCUGGAUGGGCAAUAACUGCAGCAGUGUGUGCCCAUUUGGUUUUUAUGGUUUGAGAUGCCAGGAGAUUUGCCAUUGUGGGAAACAGUGUUACUGCCAUCCAGUAACAGGAAGCUGCAACUUUACCCAAGAGCCCAGGACACUUGAGCUUUUAUCAAAAGUUGGCUCCUGCAUGGAAUCUCUGUUAAACUCAUCCUGGUGGGAAGCUGUGCCCUCUGAUGCCAAAGUAACUUAUCUAACAGAGCAUUCAUGGGCAGGCUUAAGCUGUACUCUCCUGGUGCUGCUUGUGGUUAGCAUUGGGUUCAUUGUGAGACAGCACUGGCCUCGUAGAAAAACCAGUAACGAAUGGAAAUAUUCUUACCAACGGCUUCGAGAAAUGAAUGGAAAAGUGGAUGUCCCAGAUAUGUAUGAGACCUGCGACUUGUAUCACUCAGAUAUUGAUGUGGACACGUCACAUAAUGAAACCAGGAAUUGAAUGCAUUGCAAAUCCGUCUGGGAUUAGUCCGCGCCACCUAUGCAUGCUGUGCUAUGCAGCAGUCUAGUGCCUUGUAUGCACCCAGCGAGAUGGGUGUAAAACUUGAAGGAAACGAAUGUGUACAUUAGCAGUACAGUCAUUGCAAUGUAUAGUAUUUAUAAAAAAGUAUUCUUGAAUAUAUAUAUAUAUAUAUAUUUUUUAAAGUGCAAUAAUAUUUGCAUAGCCUUAUUUUUUUGAGAGGCUGUGCUUUUUUCAACACUGGAUUAUUUGUCCUUUUUAAUAGUUUUCUUGUUCACACACUGUAUGAUUGCAGAAUUUUUAUCGGGACGGUGACACGUACUUAGUAACUUGUGGUUUACGGCUCAGGAUCCUCCAGGUACAUGUGUAAUGAGCUUUUGAUAACCAAUUUGUUGAUGGAGCAAAGCACGUAAGUACAGCCUGACUAAGGCUACUUUUUACAUUAGCGUUUUCAAUUCCGCUAUUGAGAUCCGUCAUAGGAUCUCCAUAGCGGAAGAAAACGAUUCGGUUUUGUCCCCAUUCAUUGUCA